Messenger RNA from Oryza sativa Japonica Group (Japanese rice), 2162 nucleotides. NCBI's taxonomy places the organism in Eukaryota, Viridiplantae, Streptophyta, Magnoliopsida, Poales, Poaceae. The record is from RefSeq and is a predicted model, not a curated record.
UACUAGUCUUGUUUGGAACCAAAUGAAACACUUUUCUUUAACCGAAAUGAAACAUAAUUUUUACUGUGUUUUGGUGAGACUGCGGAAACACAUCUGAGUACGGCCACAAAACACGAAGUUGGCGCCAAACCUCCACAACUCUCCCGCCAAAACCCAGAAAGGAGCGAAGCCAAAUAAUUCUCAAUCACUCCUCCCCGAUCCAAUCCAUUAUCCAUCGUCCCAUCUCGCCGUCUCUUGGCAAUCCAUGGCGGCGGCGGUGCCCACCGGCUGCUACAAGUGCGGCCGUCCGGGCCACUGGUCCCGCGACUGCCCCUCCGAGCCCGCCGGCGCCGGCGCUGCAUCCACCGACAACCCUAACCCUAACCCCAACCCCAAACCCAGCGCCUCCCGCUUCGCCCCUUACCCGAGGCCGAGGUUCGGGAAGAGUGCCGCGGCGGCGGCGGCGGCAGAAGGGGAGGACGGGAGUGGCGGCCAGGCGCAGGGUAAGAAGAAGAAGAAGGAGAGGGCGACGCGGCCCAAGCUCACUCCGGACUUGCUGCUCUCCGAUGACGGCCUUGGCUUCGUCCUCCGCUACUUCCCCAAGGCCUUCAAACCCCGCGCCCGCCCCGGCCACGAGGUAGAGGAUCUUGGUAAUCUGAUCAAGCUAUACACAGACUGGCACUCUCGCUUGAUUCCUUAUUACUCCUUUGAUCAGUUUGUGCGAAAAGUCGAGAAAGUGGGGGCUAGUAACCGUGUUAGGAGAUGCGUUUCUGAACUGAGGGACAGGGUUGCCAGAGGGGGAGAUCCUACCCUACUGCAUGAACCGCCGGUCGAAGUCAUCCCAGAGGGCGAACCAGAUGGAGCCACAGCUGAAGACCCAAUUUUUGGGACUGAAGUUCCGGCGACCGAAAACCAUGGCGUGGACCAGGUGCAAGAAGAUAUAGACAUACCGGUCGAAAGCAACGAUGUGGAUCCCAUGCAAGAAGAUCUCCUUAAUGAAAUCUACAAUAAGGAAGCUGAUGAGCCACAAAUCCCAGCUGUUGGAGGAACAGCCGAGGAAACCACACCGGCCAUGGCUCCAAAGGAAGCGAAACCACAAGAUGAUCCACCACGAGAAGCGCAGAACCAACCGGGCAAGAUUCAGCUGACCGAAGAGCAGAGGGCGCGCAUGGAGGCAAACCGGCUCAGGGCCUUGGAGAGGGCAGCAGCGGCGCGUGCUCGCGCCUCGCAGCCGGCAUAGCUAGCAAGCAACCAGCUACAUACUCAACUCAGUUACCUGCAUCUUCGCUUGUUAUUCCCUUGCAUUGCAUUGCACCUGUCGACCCCUGUGAUGGAUGUAUUACAUGGCACAGUAAUCAGCACAACUCUGUUGUUAUUGUGCUACUGCCUGAAUAGCAUGUGCAAUGGUGUUUUGCUGAACUUGAGGCUUGGUGCUGAAAGAAUCUGAUAUUCUGAUGUACAUGCUUCAUGCUUGUAGCACUGGUUGUUUACGCCAUUGUUCCACAGUGACCGAGUCUACUCCUGAUUUAUGGCGUCGAUGAGUUGGGCGUUUGGCUACUAUAGUCGUGUGUCAAGAUCCUGGACCAUCUGAAGAUUCUACGUCCCACUGCUGAUUGCUUGCUUCCUGCUGAAAUCUGAAUUCGGAAACACCUUAUGUUCUAAUCUAGUAGCAGGAUGGACAGUGAAGUUCUUUUCCGUUUCUAGGUUUCUUUUUCACCCAAGCGAAAGACGGACCUGGUUUCCAGGUUCAUGUUUGUCUGACUUGUUUUAGCUUUUGUGAUGAUGUUGAUCGAAUACCUGGUUUCCAGGAUGGGACUGAAAACAGGUAUCCCCAGUUUUCUCGUUUAUUGUAAAACUUAUUUUAGGGGGUUUCUUUAUUAAGUUGGGUCCAAAUGACAUCAUUAUUUCACAAACGGUCCAAACGGAUGAGACGAUAUCAGAUGCCUCCGUUUGUUUUGAGUGUGUGUUAGGCGGCGCAUCGGCGGGUGUGAAUAAGCAACUAUCGUCUCAUCCGGACGAGCCGACCACUGAAAUCGAAUCCGAAGUCCCAACUCCCAACCACUGCUCUCUCCCGCGAGAUAAAGAGGUGUGCCUUCGUCUUCCUCUUGACACUCCAUCCGGCCCCCUUUUCUAGCUAGCGGCACGCGAGAAACCAAAACUACUACGAGUCCUGCUGCUUGAAG